GCACGUUUAUAGGUUAUGAAAGACAGGCGCGUUUCUGAUUGGCUGCUUCUGCGGAAACUGAAGGUCUCACUAUCGUCAGUUCAUUCCCUCAACCAAUCAGGCCGCCGCCUCUGCCCGCGUACGUCAAUCUUCUUCUUGCCUCAGCCAAUCAGCGCUCGGCCUCAGUCCUCCCACGUCGUCUCCUCUUGUCUCAGCCAAUGGUCCUAUGUGAAGUUCUUUAACAUUAAAAGCGUCUGUUCUGCCAGCGCAGGUAGAAGAAGAGCUUCUCACAGUAACUCAUUUGGAGCAGCCAUGGAGGUGAACGGCACGGCCAACAUUCUGUCUUCGGCGUAUCUGGCGGUGGAAUAUGUGGAUUCAUUUCUUCCUGGAAAUCCGCUGCAGGAGCCUCUGAAGCACGCAUGGAAUCACAUGCUGCAGAACUACAGCAAAUUCCAGAUCGCCACCUGGGGCUCGCUCAUCGUCCAUGAACUGAUCUACUUCCUGUUCUGUCUGCCUGGAUUUAUCUUCCAGUUCCUCCCUUUCAUGCAGAAGUAUAAGAUCCAACCGGAUAAACCAGAGACAUGGGAGAAACAGUGGAAGUGCUUUAAGAUGCUGCUGUUUAAUCACUUCUGCAUCCAGCUACCGCUCAUCUGCGGGACGUAUUACUUCACUGAGUUCUUCAGCAUCCCUUAUGACUGGGCCUCCAUGCCUCGCUGGCCUUUUAUAUUGGCCCAGUGCUUUGGUUGUGCAGUAAUUGAGGACACAUGGCAUUACUUCCUCCACCGAGCCCUACAUCAUCGCAGAAUCUACAAGUACAUUCAUAAAGUCCAUCAUGACUUCACUGCUCCAUUUGGCAUGCAGGCAGAAUAUGCCCACCCUGCUGAGACUCUGAUUCUGGGCGCGGGAUUCUUCAUUGGUAUCAUGGUCUUCUGCAAUCAUAUGAUUUUGCUCUGGGCCUGGGUCGCUUUCCGUUUGCUUGAAACCAUUGAUGUUCACAGUGGUUACGACAUUCCUCUGAACCCCCUACAUCUGAUUCCAUUCUACGCUGGAGCUCGUUUCCAUGACUUCCACCACAUGAAUUUUGUGGGCAACUAUGGAUCCACAUUCACCUGGUGGGACAGACUUUUCAACACUGAUUCCCAGUUUAUGAAACAUUACUCACAACAUAAAGCUGUGAAGAGCGACUGAGACUCACUCGUGUACACCAGAACAAUCUGUCUCUCAUGGACUGCUGUGUGGGCUCUGGUUGGUCUUCCACUGCACUCGCUCACUGUAAUGUAUUUAAAAUCGGACUGAAUGGAUUCGAAUCAAUGCCAGCUUUUUACAGCAAUGUGCCUUUGAAAAGAGAAAACACCCAACACAGCUCACGGUACAACAACAGAGUGUUUGUUAGGAAUGAAAGAAUUUCAGCCUUCUCUCAAUUAUUAUAAACAUUCAUGUGUUUCGAGUUAUAAUGACAUUAUUCUUCAAAAGCACUUUACUUUCACCUAAACAAAGAUGCAAUGUUUUAAAUUGUUAUUUUUGUAAUGUUUUUUUUUUUGCUUUGUUGCCUUAUCUGAUUUUUUUGCUAAAGAUUUUAUAACUUUCCACAGUGACCACGUAUAUAGCAUAUAGAUAUGGUUUUGAAAGGAUUUGGGUGGAAAAAUGAUAUAUAUAUUAAAAAAAAAAAAAACACUUAAGGUUAAUAAGGGAAAAAGCUAAUUGAGAUGCAACUUAAUAAAAACAAAAAUGAACUCUGUGAUUGUGCUGUAUUUAAACUGUGAGAGCUCCCAAACACUUCUGUAUGUGUUUUCAUCACAGUUCACAUUCCCCAUUACCGAUAAUCCUAAACCUCAAAUUACAGUAUGCACACAAUAUAGGGUGUGUAGACAGUCCCAGAACAGCAUAUACAUACUACGGUUUUUAAUGUGUCAUAUGAGGUUGGAAAUGCAUGCUGUAGAGUGUAAAUAUUAUUGUAUGUAAAUAACUAUAUGGGGUGGGUGGAUAGACAGUCACAUAUUACAGUAUGUAAAGUAUCCAAUGGAAAGCGUAGAUGGCCUUCCCUUUAUCUAAAUGCACAGAGGUGUCCAAUAAUGAAGUACUUUCUUAUUGUGCUGAAAUACAGUUUUUGGAAAUUUCUGCAUUACUCGUA
Cyprinus carpio (common carp) is the source of this 2110-nucleotide messenger RNA. RefSeq names its product methylsterol monooxygenase 1. The record is from RefSeq and is a predicted model, not a curated record. Gene Ontology annotation, biological process: sterol biosynthetic process. Gene Ontology annotation, molecular function: iron ion binding; C-4 methylsterol oxidase activity. NCBI's taxonomy places the organism in Eukaryota, Metazoa, Chordata, Actinopteri, Cypriniformes, Cyprinidae.